GGUCUCAUUUUGGCAGCUUAUCACAUUCGGCAGUGGGGUGCGCGCGACCAUGGCACAGAGCCGUUCAUUCGCUCGGUGGCCGCGUAGCCGUGAACUUGGCUCCCUGGCCCUGGGCUUAUCGGCGGCGCUGGCGGCCUAUAAUAGCCGGGCUGGCGACUCCCCCCGGUCCCAGAGCCGCCCGAGCCUCCGCCGCCAUGCUCCGUGCCUUGUGUUGCCUCGCCAUCAUCGCCGCAGCCUCCGCCUGCAAGCCCUGCACGUGCGGGGUGGCACGUGGUGCGCGCGUCAUCGGAGGCGGGCCCGCGGCACCGGGAGAGUUCCCGUGGCUGGGGGCGCUGCGCAAGGACGGCAAGUUCAUCUGCGGGGCCACCGUCGUCGCCGUCGACCACCUGUUGACCGCCUCGCACUGUGUGCAGGGGGUUGAAGCGUCCCGGUUAAACGUGCUUGUGGGAGAGUACGACGUAAACGAGUCGCAGUCGGAGGGUUUCCGCGUGGCGCACGUACUCCAACACCCCGACUUCAACGGUUACACCUACGACAACGACAUCGCCGUGCUUCGCUUGGCCGAGCCACUGCCGGACCACCUCUUCCGACCAGCCUGCUUGCCGGAAGACGGAGAUCACCUCAUUGGUGCCGAUGCCGUCGUAUCUGGAUGGGGCAGCACCGAAGAAAAAGGACCUACAUCUAACAUACCCAUGAAAGUGGAAGUAAAGAUCUGGGAACAAGAGGAGUGCUCGACAGCAGGGUACGGUCGGCGUAAGGUGACUCCGCGCAUGCUGUGCGCCAACGCGCCCGAGCGGGACUCGUGCACCGGCGACUCGGGCGGGCCGCUCGUGCUGCCUCGCCCGCACCACACCCUAGUUGGCAUAGUGUCGUGGGGGCGCGGCUGCGCGCGGCCGGGGUACCCCGGCGUGUACACGCGCGUCACCCGCUUCCUGCCGUGGCUGAAGGUCGCGCUGCGCCACGCCUGCUCCUGCUCGGCGCCACACUACUGACCCCAUCAGUGUUUGCGCAACAGACAUCAUUUCAAGGGUGGCAGCCCUAGAACUGUGCAAGCGUCUACACGGGACGCUAAAAUAAAACUG
Cydia amplana is the source of this 1082-nucleotide messenger RNA. Its product is annotated as transmembrane protease serine 9-like. The record is from RefSeq and is a predicted model, not a curated record. The transcript is spliced from 6 exons. Bases 195 to 992 code for a protein of 265 amino acids. Lineage: Eukaryota; Metazoa; Arthropoda; Insecta; Lepidoptera; Tortricidae. Gene Ontology annotation, biological process: proteolysis. Gene Ontology annotation, molecular function: serine-type endopeptidase activity.